ACAGGUAAGAAACCACACACAUAUACUGAGUGCGGCAAAUGUUUCACACAAAUGGAUCAUCUGAAAACUCAUAAAAAGAUUCACAAAGGAGGAAAGCCUUUCACAUGUACAGAGUGUGGAAAAAGUUUUCCACAAAAGAGUAAUCUGAAAAAGCAUGAAAGGAGUCACACAGGGGAAAAACCGUUCACAUGUACAGAGUGUGGAAAAAGUUUUACACAAAUGGUUAAUCUGAAAACUCAUGAAAGGAGUCACACAGAGGAAAAGCCUUUCACAUGUACAGAGUGUGGAAAACGUUUUAUACAAAAGAGUGAUCUGAAAAAGCAUGAAAGGAUUCACACAGGGGAAAAGCCAUUCACAUGUACAGAGUGUGGAAAAAGUUUUACACAAAUGGAUAAUCUGAAAACUCAUGAAAGGACUCAUACAGGGGAAAAGCCAUUCACAUGUGCAGAGUGUGGAAAAAGUUUUACACUAAUGGAUAAUCUGAAAACUCAUGAAAGGAUUCACACAGGAGAAAAGCCGUUCACAUGUACAGAGUGUGGAAAAAGUUUUAUACGAAAGAGUGAUCUGAAAAAACAUGAAAGGAUUCACACAGGGGAAAAGCCGUUUACAUGUACAGAGUGUGGAAAAAGUUUUACACUAAUGGAUAAUCUGAAAACUCAUAAAAAGAUUCACACAGGGGAAAAGCCUUUCACAUGUACAGAGUGUGGAAAAAGUUUUACACGAAUGGAUUAUCUGAAAACUCAUGAAAGGAUUCACACAGGAGAAAAGCCUUUCACAUGUACAGAUUGUGGAAAAAGUUUUACACGAAUGGAUCAUCUGAAAACUCAUGAAAGGAGUCACACAGGGGAAAAGCCUUUCACAUGUACAGAGUGUGGAAAACGUUUUACACGAAUGAGUCAUCUGAAAACUCAUGAAAAGAUUCACACAAGAAAAGAUUCAGACAAGAGCCUUUCACAUUUCAGUAACAAGACACACUACCUGAGUAUGGGCCCUAUACCCAAGCAGCGCACUGGCAACAAUGCAUAA
Bombina bombina (fire-bellied toad) is the source of this 1026-nucleotide messenger RNA. Its product is annotated as gastrula zinc finger protein XlCGF8.2DB-like. Gene Ontology annotation, molecular function: DNA-binding transcription factor activity, RNA polymerase II-specific; RNA polymerase II cis-regulatory region sequence-specific DNA binding. The transcript has 2 exons. Gene Ontology annotation, cellular component: nucleus. The record is from RefSeq and is a predicted model, not a curated record. Gene Ontology annotation, biological process: regulation of transcription by RNA polymerase II; central nervous system development. Lineage: Eukaryota; Metazoa; Chordata; Amphibia; Anura; Bombinatoridae. The annotation marks the transcript as partial.